AUGUCGUUCCGAGGCCGUGGGCGAGGCCGCGGCUUCGGCGGCUCCAAGGGCAACACGCGCUUUACCGGCAAGCGUAGUGGCCGCGGCGGCGCUGCCAGCGGAGGAGCUGACCGCCCAGCCCCUGUGCGUCAGGACGACGGAACAGCCCUUCUUGAGCGCUUUGAGGAGGUCAAGGUCGCCGACGAGAUCGACGACAAGCUCGGCUUCUGGCGCUUCGAGAGUAACCUUGCGGGAGGCGAGUCCAAAGACGGAUGGCUGGUCAACAUGCACCAGACGCUUGUCAAGUCGGACUUGCAUUCUAGCGGGCUAUCAGCGGUCGACUACUACUUCAUUGAAGACGACGGGGGGAUGUUCAAGGCGACGAUCCCUUUUGAGCCGUACUUCUAUGUCACAUGUCGAGUAGGGACGGAGGGCAUAGUCGACGAGUGGCUCAUGAAGAGGUUCGAAGGCCUAGUCGUCCGUGUCGAGCGAGAAAAGAAAUGGGACCUCAAUUUGCCUAAUCACCUCCUCAGCGCACCACCGAUCUUCCUCAAGCUCUUCUUUCGCAACACACAGGACUUUCAAGCUGUCCGACGAGAAUUACUGCCGCUUGCGACCGCGAAUGCGUCUAAGUUCACAGCCGUGGAUGCGUACGCAGACGUUGUCGGUGCGGAGGCUGCCCAGACGGGAGCCGGCGGCAAUGACGAGGAGGAAGGCGGUGGACCUGCGUGGGGAGAAGACGAGGACGCGCGGAAACGCAAAGAAAAGGAGCCUGCCGAUUGCAUUAUCGAGGUCCGCGAGCACGACAUCGCGUUCCACCUCCGCGUCGCCAUCGAUCUCAACCUCCGCGUUGGUCUGUGGUACAAUGUAUCCUCGAGCAUGGGCAUCAUCAAGAUGGAGCGGCUGACUGACCGUGUCAGGCGUGCUGAGCCCGUCGUCAUGGCAUACGAUAUUGAGACGACGAAGCAGCCGCUCAAGUUUCCAGACCAGCAGACGGACCAGAUCAUGAUGAUCUCGUACAUGAUCGAUGGGCAGGGCUAUCUGAUCACUAAUCGGGAGAUUGUCGGCGACGACAUCGACGAUUUCGAGUACACUCCAAAACCGGAGUACGAGGGCGAGUUCACCAUCUUUAACGAGCCCGAUGAGGCCGCAACCAUCAGGCGGUGGUUUGAGCACAUCCGCGACGCGAAGCCGACCGUCAUGGUGACAUACAACGGCGACAGCUUCGACUUUCCAUUUGUGGAUGCGCGUGCCAAGAUUCACGGCAUCAGCAUGUACAGCGAGAUCGGCUUCCGUCCAGACAACGAGGGCGAGUACAAGUGCACGGCGUGCAUGCACAUGGACUGCUUCCGAUGGGUCAAGCGUGAUUCUUACCUCCCACAAGGGAGUCAAGGCUUGAAAGCUGUCACGACCGCUAAGCUCGGUUACAACCCUAUCGAGCUCGACCCAGAGUUGAUGACACCGUACGCCAUCGAGCAGCCGCAAAAGCUUGCCGAGUACUCGGUGUCCGACGCCGUCGCCACCUAUUACCUUUACAUGAAAUACGUCAACCCGUUCAUCUUCUCGCUGUGCAACAUUAUCCCGCUCAAUCCGGACGAGGUGUUGCGAAAGGGGACAGGAACAUUGUGCGAGACACUUCUGAUGGUUGAAGCCUUCGACGCCGGAAUUAUGAUGCCAAAUCGUCACGAGGAUCCACACGGUGUCACUUACGAGGGACAUCUACUGGCUUCUGAGACCUACGUCGGCGGACAUGUCGAGGCUCUUGAGGCCGGUGUGUUCCGCUCUGACAUCCCGACUCAUUUCAAGGUCGUCCCCACCGCCAUGCAGCAGCUUCUCGACCAGCUCGAUGAUGCGCUCAAGUUCGCUUUGGAGGAGGAGGGCAAGAUUCAGCUGGAGGAUGUGGAAAACUAUGAGGAAGUCAAAGCCGAGAUCGCGGCCAAGCUCGAGCUGAUUCGCGACGAACCCAAUCGUCUCGACCCACCAUUGAUCUACCACUUGGAUGUCGCAGCCAUGUACCCCAACAUCAUGUUGUCCAAUCGUCUUCAGCCCGACUCGGUCAAGGACGAGGCUGCAUGCGCGGUGUGUGACUACAACCGGCCCGACAAGGUGUGCGACCGCCGCCUAGAAUGGGCAUGGCGAGGCGAAUACUUCCCAGCCAAGCGUGACGAGGUCAACAUGGUACGCUACGCGCUUGAGCAGGAGUUCUUCCCACCAAAAUUCCCCAACGCGCCAAAGCGUCGAUUCGUCGACCUGCCCGCAGCCGAGCAGUCGGCGCUUAUCCACAAGCGUCUUGGCGAUUACUCGCGAAAAGUGUAUAAGAAGACACACGAGACGAAGGUCGUCACCAAGACGGCAAUCAUUUGCCAGCGAGAGAACUCCUUCUACAUUGACACAGUACGCGCGUUUCGUGACCGUCGUUACGAGUACAAGGGGCUCCACAAAACGUGGAAGAAGAAUCUCGAUAAGGCAGUCGACGAGGGUGGCGCGCUCCAAGCUGUUGACGAGGCCAAGAAAAUGAUUGUGCUGUACGACUCACUGCAGCUUGCACACAAGUGCAUUCUCAACUCCUUUUACGGCUACGUCAUGCGCAAGGGUGCGCGCUGGUAUUCUAUGGAGAUGGCCGGCAUCACAUGCCUGACUGGCGCCACAAUCAUUCAGAUGGCGCGCCAGAUCGUUGAGCAGAUUGGGCGUCCGCUUGAGCUCGACACUGACGGUAUCUGGUGCAUGCUUCCGGGCGCCUUCCCAGAGGACUUCAAGUUCAAGUUGAAGGGCGGCAAAAAGUUCGGCAUUCAGUACCCGUGUACGAUGUUGAACCACCUCGUUCACCAGCGCUUCACAAAUCAUCAAUAUCACGAGUUGGUUGACAAGAGUACCGGGAAGUAUGAGGUGCGCAAGGAGAACUCGAUCUUUUUCGAGCUAGAUGGCCCGUACAAGGCCAUGAUCUUGCCGUCGUCCAAGGAGGAGGACAAAUUGCUGAAGAAGCGCUACGCCGUGUUUAACUUUGACGGCUCCCUCGCUGAGCUGAAGGGAUUCGAAGUCAAGCGUCGUGGCGAGCUGCAGCUCAUCAAGAUUUUCCAGUCGCAAAUCUUCGACAAGUUCUUGCUCGGAACAACGACCGAGGAGUGCUACAAGGCUGUCGCUGCCGUCGCCGACCAGUGGCUCGACAUUCUCCAAAGCAAAGCGUCGAGUCUGCACGACGGGGAGCUCGUCGAUCUAAUUGCUGAAAACCGCUCCAUGUCCAAGACCCUCGCUGAGUACGCUGGGCAGAAGUCCACAUCCAUCAGCACAGCUCGCCGUCUUGCCGAGUUCCUGGGCGAACAAAUGGUGAAGGACAAGGGCCUGUCAUGUCGAUUCAUUAUCUCGGCCAAGCCAAACGGUGCGCCAGUUACAGAGCGUGCCAUUCCGGUCGCGAUCUUUGACGCGGACCCAGCGGUCAAAAAGCAUUUUCUCCGCAAGUGGCUCAAGGAUAACAGCAUGACCGACUUUGACAUGCGCCAGAUUCUUGACUGGGGGUACUACACGGAGCGUCUCGGAUCGGUUAUUCAGAAACUCAUCACCAUCCCGGCCGCUCUUCAGAAAGUACCAAACCCCGUCCCGCGUAUCCGUCACCCAGACUGGCUGUUCAAGCGAGUUGCCGCGCGCGAGGAUAAAUUCCAGCAGCACAAGCUUACGGACAUGUUUGCCAAGAUGCGCGCGACUGCUCCGGACAUGGAGGAUUUCGGCAAGGGGGAGUCCAUCAACAAGCCCAAGGUCGCUGUGGUAAAGCGCAACAAGAAGGCGAAGUCGCCGGAACCCGUGCCAGACCCAUUGGAGGAUUAUUCCGGCUACAUUCGCGUUAUGCGUAAGGUGUGGCGCAAACAGCGUGAGGAGCGCAACCGCGUGCGAAAGCGAGGAGGUCAGCGUCUCGAUGGCACCGUGUCAUCCUUGAUCAGGACGCAGUCUUCGACACUCGCGACGCGGCAGUGGGACAUCCUCCAGAUCGCGCCAACAUCGCGGCCUGGAGAGUUCCGUCUCUGGCUCGCUAUCGACAAUACGUUCCAGAGCGUGCGGUUGCGCGUUCAGCGCGAAUUCUACCUUAACUUCAAACAGCGCCCAGGAACAGAUACCUUUUCAGACCGUUAUGAGGCGCUGCAGGUGGCCCGCGUUCUACCACGCGGACAGACGCCGCGCCACCUCUUCCGCCUCCAAGUGGAGGAGGGGCUCUUUGUCGAGGGCGAGUCACACUUCUCAAGCCUGAUCAAUAGCCCCAACGUCGACGGCGCGUUCGAGCUGCAGGUCCCGCUCAUUGUACGGGCGCUCUUAGGCCUUGGAACGGCGUGCGCCCUCAGGUCCGCGUCACUCGGCGGCCUAAACCGUGGUCUCGAUAAGGGCUUCGACCUCUCAGAGCUCGAGCGCCCGGCAGCCAGCGUCAUUCGUCAUAAGUACCUCAACGGCGGCCUGAACUUGCGCUAUUACUUCCUAUUCCAUGCGACCAUUCAGUCGCACCAUCUGAUCGCGCUGUUCCCUCCCCGCGGACCAGCGAAGAUCUACGUCGUCGAUGGAGCGCGCAACCGCCAGCAACUGCCCAACCCCGCACGUUGGUACGCGGAGCGCAUCGACAAGGUAUCCAGGGGUGGGGCUUUCCAGUAUCCGGACGAGCUGGACACGGACAUCAAUUAUUAUCCAACUGAGGCGGGAGCGAUGCGUCAUCUCGUCAAGGACCUGCAAGCGAUCCGUGGCGGGAUGAACGUCCUUGCACUUUGCUCCUCCUUUGACCAUGGGUACUACCAGGCACGCCAUGCUGUCUUCUCCGAGUUCCCUGUGAUCACCGUCCGCCCUCUGAAGGAGGAGGAGGCGGGGCUCAUGUGGCAGGUCAACACUGCUCGACGCAUGAUUGUGCAGUAUCUGCGUCUGUCGUCGUGGAUUGCGAGCCAACUUGAGAUUGCCGCGCACUACGAUGUGCCGCUCGGGAACUUGGGUGCCGAUCCACCAGUUUUCCUCGCGGAUCUCGAGUUUGCGCGCCGUCUCAAGCAGCAGGACACGCUCUUGUGGUGGUCGCCAUCGCCGCGACCCGAUCUCGGCGGUGCGGAGGAGGACACCAAUGGCGCUGACGAGCCAACUGCCCCACAGAUCUCGACGCGUGGGUGCUACUCGUCCGUGGUGCUGGAGCUCGAGAUUGCCGAUAUGGCCAUCAACGCCGUUCUGCAGUCAGCGCUAGUCAACGAGAUGGAAGGGAGUGGGUCGGGCUCAAUGGCAUUCGGCGCCGCUUCUCAUAACCUUGACGAGUACGCGCAGGGAACAAACAGUGGAAGCGUAACGCUGGGCGAUGCGGUGCUCUCAAUUCAGACGUUCACUAUACUCAAGUCAAUGGUGCGCAGCUGGUUCCUCGACAAGGCGCGCGCCCACAUUCGCGGCGCGGCACACUCGCCCGCGGACAUCGUCGUGGACCAGUUCUGGCGAUGGAUCAGCUCGAGUUCGAGCUGCAUGUUUGAGCCAGCGCUGUACCGCUUCUUACACGGGCUGAUGCGCAAGACGCUACUCCAGCUCCUCGCAGAGUUCAAGCGCUUGGGAACGACGGUGGUCUACGCGGACCUCAACAAGGUGUUCCUGCUCACUUCCAAGCCGGACGCGGGCAGCGCCUUCGCCUUUGCUAAAUAUCUUGUGACGGCGGCCAACUCGCACGACCUGUUCCGGCAUAUAGUCAUCGACGUGGUGCACUACUGGAACUUCCUCGCCUGGAUGGACGUUGCCAACUUUGGUGGCGUCCGUGUGACACCGCAGAUCGCAGCGGCGUCUCAGGCGCCAACGAAGGAGGACGAACUCCAGGUCAGCAUGGACUGGAACAUAUGCGCGUUCCUCCCGACAGAGGUGCAGGUCUGCUUUGAGCGGCGCAUCGGCGAGUUCAUUUGCGAGGUGUACAAGGCCAAGCUGGCAGCGAACAAUGGACGCGGCCCCUUGCGUCCGGUGCACACGCUCAACAUGGACGCAGGGGACGCAGCUGCGGUGAAUCCUGCGAAGGAGAAGGAGCGCAUGGCCGCCGCCAAGGUUAUCAGCACCAAGCUGACGCGCAAACUGCUCGAAGACGUGGCGCGCUUCAAACGACAACAGGCGGCCGCGCAUGCGAACGGUGACAACGACGUCCUGGCCUUCCCCGAUCUUCCUGGCGCAAAGCGACGUGGCCGCGACAACGCGGCUCUUGAAUUCGUAAAGGCUGUGUGUGAGGUCCUCGCCCUAUCCACCGACAACAGCGAGGCCGUCAUCGUGCUCCGCCGCAACCUUCUCCAGCUGGUCGAGGUGCGUGAGUUUGCGCCUGAGGCCACUUUCCGCAACCCUGGCGAGAGUUUGGUCGUGCCCAUGAUCCCGUGCGGGCGCUGCAAUGCGAUCCGUGAUGUCGACCUCGGCCGCGAUCCGGACUGCCUCCCGUCUGUCGACCUGCGCACGGGGGAGAAGCACCCCGCGCCAAGGAAGAUGUGGGCUUGUGCGCGCUGCGGCAACCCAUACGACCGCUUCCAGAUCGAGCACCCUCUUAUCGAUAUGGUAUCGCGCCUCAUCGCGGCGUGGCAGACACAAGACGUGCAGUGCUUGAAGUGUGGAGAGGACGCGAGCUCCAACCUCGCCCCAACACACCGGUGUGGCGGGUCGUUCCGCCCAUCCUUGAACCGUGGCGACGUAGGGGCGCGGUUGAGAAUGAUCGACGCUGUGGCAAAGUACCACGGUCUCGAGAUGACGGCCGAGUAUGUCGGUCAGGUGUUGGCGCGGUGGUGA
Molecule: messenger RNA, 6723 nt
Organism: Cutaneotrichosporon oleaginosum
Lineage: Eukaryota; Fungi; Basidiomycota; Tremellomycetes; Trichosporonales; Trichosporonaceae
Biological process (GO): DNA replication proofreading; nucleotide-excision repair, DNA gap filling; base-excision repair, gap-filling
Cellular component (GO): nucleus; epsilon DNA polymerase complex
Molecular function (GO): DNA-directed DNA polymerase activity; zinc ion binding; single-stranded DNA 3'-5' DNA exonuclease activity
Source: RefSeq, a predicted model, not a curated record